AUGAUCGAGUCAUUAUACAUUGAAGUUUCACAGCCAAAAGAGCCAAAACCACUGUCAAAGUAUCAUUAUAUUGUUUACUCUGUCUUUUCCUUUAUUAGUAUUGUGGCUACUCUAGUUGACUUAGCUUUAUCUGAAUGAUACCAAUACUGCUGAUGGACCUUUGGGCUAGUUUUUGCAGAACCAAACACAAGAUUUGACUCGUUUGAAAACGAAGGCUCAAUUGGUGACGUAAAAAGUGAUAGCUGCGGGUCUCUAAAGCAUCUUGUCAAUACAAAUUGUCCAGGCUUUUGUAGUCAUAUUGAUGGAUUUGACAAUGGCGGAGCAGUAAUGAUUCUCUUUGGGACAUUAGCGAUGCUUUUUAAUGCAAUUUGCAUAUUUUUCCACAUUUUAAAGCUAUACCGUUCUAACUUCAAGCUGAAAAUUAUAUCGCCCCUCUCCUUUCUUCCUUCAUUUCUUUAUAUUCUGGGAUUCUCAAUAUACUUUGGAGUUGCGAAAUUCAGCGAUUUAGAAGAAACCAAUGGUAAAAGAUUUGGGACUAAAGAUUUUGAAAUGAAAGGAGGACUUCUCUUAGGCUUUACAAUUAUCGGCCUUAAUCUGCUUCUAUUUAUAUAUUGCUACUUUACAACUAAGAAAACUUUUUUAAGUUAA
Messenger RNA from Blepharisma stoltei, 648 nucleotides. The record is from the annotation of a GenBank genome assembly. Lineage: Eukaryota; Ciliophora; Heterotrichea; Heterotrichida; Blepharismidae.